Messenger RNA from Tyto alba (common barn owl), 4576 nucleotides. Its product is annotated as cytochrome P450 2U1. NCBI's taxonomy places the organism in Eukaryota, Metazoa, Chordata, Aves, Strigiformes, Tytonidae. Gene Ontology annotation, cellular component: intracellular membrane-bounded organelle; cytoplasm. Gene Ontology annotation, biological process: xenobiotic metabolic process. The record is from RefSeq and is a predicted model, not a curated record. Gene Ontology annotation, molecular function: oxidoreductase activity, acting on paired donors, with incorporation or reduction of molecular oxygen, reduced flavin or flavoprotein as one donor, and incorporation of one atom of oxygen; heme binding; iron ion binding. The coding region runs from base 82 to 1668 and encodes 528 amino acids. The transcript is spliced from 5 exons.
CGGGCUCAGGGCGCCGCAGGCCCCGCCUCCCGCCAUCUUAAACCGGGGGGCCGCGGUGGGCCCGCGGCGCCGCCUGAGGGGAUGGCGGCGGGGCAGGCGGCCGAGUCCGGCUGGAGCUGGCUGCUGCGGGCCCCCACCACCACCGAGCUGCUGCUGGCCGCCCUGUGCUGGCUGGGCUGCUACUGGCUGCUGCGGCGGCCGCGGGCGCCGCCGGGGCUGCCGCCGGGCCCGCCGCCCUGGCCGCUGGUGGGCAACUUCGCCUUCGCCCUGCUGCCGCCGCCGCUGCUGAGGCGGUGGGCGGUGGAGGUGCGGGGCGGCGGCCGGGGCUCCCCCGCCUUCUCCCCCCACGUUUUCCUCACCGGCCUCACCGAGAUGUACGGCAGCGUCUUCCGGCUCUUCGUGGGCAGCCGGCCCUUCAUCGUCCUCAACACCUUCGGGGCGGUGCGGGAGGCGCUGGUGCAGAAGGCGGAGGUGUUCAGCGACCGGCCCUCCGUCCCCAUCGUCCUCAUGAUCACCCGCAAGAAGGGUGUUAUUUUUGCACCUUAUGGCCCUGUCUGGAAGCAACAGAGGAAAUUCUCUCUCUCAACACUGCGUCAUUUUGGAGUAGGAAGACACAGCUUGGAGCCUAAAAUCAUUGAGGAACUGAAGUUUAUAAAGGAGGAAAUGCUGAAACACGGAAAGGAUUCAUUUAAUCCCUUUCCGAUCAUUCGCAAUGCAGUGUCCAAUGUAAUCUGUUCCAUGGCCUUUGGCAGGCGCUUUAACUACGAAGAUGUUGAGUUCAAGACAAUGCUGAAGAACAUGGCCCGUGCACUAGAGCUAAGUGUGAACAGCUAUAUGAUCCUGGUCAAUAUUUGUCCUUGGCUGUACUACCUUCCUUUCGGGCCUUUCCGGGAACUUAGGAAAACAGAAUUAGAUAUUACAGCUUUUCUAAAAAAAAUAAUUGCACAGCACAGGGCUACACUGGAUGCAGCAAACCCCAGGGACUUCAUUGAUAUGUACUUCAUCCAUGCGGAAGAAGAAAAGAACAACAAGGAGAGCAGUUUUAAUGAAGACUAUCUAUUUUUUAUCAUUGGUGACCUCUUCAUCGCAGGCACAGACACUACUUCCAACACAUUACUGUGGUGCCUGCUCUACAUGUCUCUCUACCCAGAAGUACAAGAGAAGGUUCAUGCAGAAAUUGAAGCAGUUCUAGGACGUGACAAAGUUCCCUCUCUUACCCACAAGGCUCAAAUGCCCUUCACAGAGGCAACCAUUAUGGAAGUGCAGAGGAUGACUGCAGUUGUUCCCCUCUCUAUUCCUCGAAUGGCCUCAGAAACUGCUGUGCUGCAGGGAUAUACUAUUCCUAAGGGCAGUGUGAUCGUGCCCAACUUGUGGUCAGUACACAGAGAUCCUAACAUUUGGGAGAAACCAGAUGAAUUUCAACCAUCAAGAUUUCUGGAUGAAAAUGGCCAGCUCAUUAAGAAAGAGGCAUUCAUUCCUUUUGGAAUGGGUAAACGUGUGUGCAUGGGAGAGCAGUUGGCAAAAAUGGAGCUGUUCUUAAUUUUUGCGAGUCUAAUGCAAAGUUUUACCUUUUUGUAUCCUGAAAAUGCUGCAAAACCAUCUAUGGAGGGAAGAUUUGGUCUAACUUUAGCUCCGUGUCCAUUCAAUAUAAUAGCUUUGAAGAAAUGAAGUGACAUCAAAAAGGAUUAAACAAAGAAAUACUGCACUUUUAAAAUACAGCUUUAAUUUGUUUCUAGCUUAUUCUGUUACUUUCUUUCCAGAAAAACAUCCAACUUCAUAGGCUUUCAUAGUCAGUGGGAACGAUCCAUUUACACUUCUGGAAGGAGAAGAUUUUCUUUUUUCUUUUUUUUUUUUUUUUUUUUUUUUUUGGCAGCUGUUGCAUUCCACAAAUGAACUGAUAGCAUAGUCUGAAAUUUGAUAUUAAAACUUGCUGGACUUACCCCCCCUGUCUAUAAGCUAUUACUGUCAGUUUGUCAAAUAUUAAUUAUGGAAGAAUGGUCCAAAACAUCUGUUAAUCCUUUAGCAAACAGUAAUUGUUAUUUUGGUAAAAGCAGUACGUAAACAUUUAAUUUACCAAACGAGUGAAGGACGUCAUUUAAUACCAAAAGGAUUCAUGAAUGAGAGGGUAUUAGCAGUUCUGUGUAAAGAAACAUUGUAACUGAGCUAAUAUAGUGACAAACCCUUUUUGGAAAUGACUGAAUGAUGCUUCUUUUAAUCUUGGAGGAUUCUUCCUUGCAAGUAACUCAUGGGUGUAUACUGGAUCGAAUCAGUCUGGUUUCCUGGAUCUGAAUAUCUUGACUAUCAGGGCUCACUAUAGACAAGCAGCAGGUACCAACUCUGAAAGCUCAAGCUUGGAGGCCAAAUGAAUCCUUGAAUAUACCAUCUUCUUAACAUGAAAGGAGUGUGCAGCAUCUGGAUGCAGAUGUUUUAUCUCAGAAUAGACAUGAGAGCAGAUUUCUCCAACAAGAAACAGCAGUCUGUUCUCUCUGGUGCCAAGCAGAUAUUCAGGACGACAUCUGUGCUGCCGCUUUGCAUUCGCUGUUUUCCCCGCAUCAGCGGUGGCUGCAGUCUGGAUGAGACCAACAGGCCGCUCGUUGGGGAAAACUCUGAGUGCAUAAUCCUGAAGUUGGGCCUUGAGCUCGGGUACUGUCAGCGUAGGCAGCACUGCCACAACCUGUUUGGCUUUGGGAACUGGAGUCCUACUUCAAAUACAGCAUCGAUACGGCACUGCAGAUACAGGUCUUGCAUGUUUAGGCAUGGAAGAUGAAGAAUCCGAUAACCUUGAGCUUUGAUUAUAAAGGUUUUCUCUUUGUUACUUUCCAUCUGGUGUAAACAGCUCUGUAGUUCAUACAAUACUAGUGUAUCAGUACCUUACUUUUUUCACAUGUAAAAUUUUAGUGCUCUUUACCGCUAUCAAACCAAUCACCAAGGAAAAAAAUGGUUGUUAGAUGUUUUGGAAGGGGGCAUCCUUGCCUUUUAGUUGAAAUAUCUCUCAAACAUCAAGAGUGAUCUUUUGGGGGAUGUGUAACAAUUAACCUUUAAAUAAUUGUUCUUAAUCAUCCUUCAAUAUCUUUAUACACCUUUUGAUCUAGCAGAUUUCAUAUCACAUGAAAUAAGUACAUAUGUACUCUUCUAAGGACUUUUUUUUCCCCCUUGUUGGAGAUCCAGAGAGUACUAGCAGUCCUCCUAAUGUCAUGUUUACAAGACUGCAAUGUGAAAUUGCCUGUAAAGUGGAAUUGGGUAUUCCACAGCAGAAACUAAACCUAAAUUCUAAAAGGAAAAUCAACUCUUCAGCUUUAAAUUAACCUCUGGUUUUGUCACUUAUUAACUUGAAGUUUUAAAAGCCAGGUAGUGCCUAGCAAAGACUGUAAGAUAGUUAUUUUGGAUUUAAAUUAAGGUUUUCUGUUACCUGUUUUGAGUAACAGAAUGCCUUAAUUUCUGAAUUAUGUAUUUGGUUGAUCACACUGUUUGUGUGUGAACUUCCAGUUCUUAUGUAGGCUAACUUUUGACUUUACAGGUUAGCCCAUGCUCCUGUUAAAUUUUCUCUUUCUGUGAAAAUUUUGAAAGCCCCAUAGCACAAUAAAAAGUUGAGUUGGUACCACUGCUAGUAGACUUGCACUAAAAGCUGACAGUAUUGGAGUAAUAAGCACUUAUUUCUUUAACUUUGUAUUUUCCAAUGAAUAGAUAGAUUCUGUACAGUUGGGAGUCUUGUCUGACAAUCCUUAAAAUGGUAAGUGCUUAUAUGUGAAGCUAAAAUUAAGUGCUGAUAAUACUUAUUUUUCCUUUGAAAUGCCUCUUUAAGCAACAUAAUGAUGUUGUGUGCAACUGAUCACUUUAGCUGUCCUUUUAAUCAAUGAGGACACAUUUGAAAAGCACUUUAGUGGGGUUUGUUUUUUUUUUUUUUUCAGAGAUUCCAAAGAUGACACAGUUUGCAUAAUCCCCUAGUAUGUGGAAUUGUACAUAUUUGUGUUCAUUUUGCCUGCUGGGUUUAGUUUAAAAUGUCACCUUUGAAAACUAUCCUUCAAAAAUUAUCCUUCUACAAAUAGUACUUUGAGAAUGCGGUUUUUGGUGAUGCCUAUAACCGAAUGCUGCAUAGUGUGACAAGCUAAAAAUACUGAUGUGAAGGUGCACCCAUGUCAAAGUCUGCCAGUAUGCAAGAUGCUGUUGGAAGUUACGAUAAAGACCUGCCUUUCAUGCCUUCCAGAUGCACUAAAGUUUUCACAGGAUGCCAUGAAAGUAGCUAAACAAUAACAUAAAAUCAAUGAAAUGUUUGUGUUUUUUAAAGUGUGUUGCCAUCUUUGGUAAACUGUAAGUAAAGUGGUAGCAGAUUUGGUUUGUGUUUGUAAAUGUAUCCUUCCCCUCCCUUUUUUUAGCAGAGGAAUCAUCUCAAAUGCCUUAUUGAAAAAUGUGUGUUUAUACAAGUGGAUGGCUAUUUCUGAAUGCUGCAAACAUCUUCAUUUCUAAAAAAGGACUUUAGACUUUGCCUCGGUGUAAUUUUAUUUUUAAUAAAGUAAUUCCCAAGUAAGUGUUUGACAGCUUUGCAUAGUCAUUAAAAUGAGUUCCACUUGUUGACUAA